This is a messenger RNA of Amphibalanus amphitrite, 2766 nucleotides long. RefSeq lists its product as uncharacterized. The record is from RefSeq and is a predicted model, not a curated record. The transcript is spliced from 6 exons. The coding region runs from base 305 to 1738 and encodes 477 amino acids. NCBI's taxonomy places the organism in Eukaryota, Metazoa, Arthropoda, Thecostraca, Balanomorpha, Balanidae.
GACAAAAACUUACCGCAUCCCUUCAGCUCCUAUAAUUCUCACAAGUUGUCGCUGUAUUGGCGCCAUGCUGCGCUGCCAUAAAUUUGUUCCGGCCAUAAGCCGCUUCCCGGCGGCGGCGGCGGCAGCCUGCCCGUGCUGCCAUCUAUCGGAUGGUCGGUAGGCGUGUUGUGGGCCGGCUCUGGGCCGGCAGUUGGCUGCGGCCGGUGAUGCUGAGAGGGUGUUGGGUGGACUACGUCAGUGCUGUGAGCGGGCCGACAGGUGAUCGGGGCGAGAUAUGCCCGGACUGUAACCCGCCGAGACAGGGAUGCGAUGCUCAACGCAGCGUGGAGCGUCUCUUCUGGCGGCAGCGGUGGUGGUAUGCUGGGUCCGACCCGCGGCUGCCACCGAGACCAGCUCUGACGGCUCCGACAGCCUGCUCAUGGAGCCGGACUCAGCCGCCGAGGAGCCGGGCUGCGACAGCUCCGAGCUCAGCUGCGACCGGUGGCUGGAGCUGGAGCUGGAGCUGGGCCCGCCGCCCGACUUUCUUCGCAUGGUGCCGCCGCCGCCCGUGCCAGAGUUCAUGGAGGAUUAUGUGCAGCGGCUCCAUCAGGCUAGCGGAGAGUGUCUGCUCUGUAACUGGGCGCACAACAACGACUCGAUGCUGCUGGUCGGCGCAGAGGUGACGUCAUCGUCAUGGAUUCCGAUCCUGGUGGUGGUGGCUCUGCUGUCCGCCCUGCUCGGCGCCAUCGGCAUGGUGGCCGUCAUCCGCUGCCGCAGGUUGCGGGUUCUGCCAUCAAAAGGUCUGUGUCCUCUGGUGUCACUGGACCGACCGAAGGAGGACGCUCCUCCCCUGCCGUCCUCCAAACCUCCGGCCGGCCGGGGCGACGCCGGCGACGCGGGACGGCAGCGCGCCUGGGCCGGCCGGCUGUGGGCUCGGCCCCCCAGCGGUACCGGCUCAGCCGCCAGCUACGCUGACCAGCCCUACACGUUCCCCGACCAGGAGAGCGCCGUGUACGCCGAGCUGAACAGCGUGGCCGGCUCCCAAGGCGUGCCCGCCUACCGCGCUUAUGUGAUGAACACUUAUAGUGAGAUUCGCGACCCGCGCCGCCUGUUACCCGACGGGACGUAUGAGAACGCCGGCUAUGUGCUGGAGCCGGCGCUUCACGGUGUCGGCGGCGGCGGGGGCGGGGGUGGAGAGUCGGGAGGCUCUGGUUCCAACCACAGCAGCGCGUACUACUCGGACAUUUCGGCUGGAGAACCGGCCGGGGGUAGUCAGCGGCGCCGGCGCCGUGAGCUGGCCAGUGUGUCAGCACGAGUCGUGUACCCUCGCCGGCUACCGGUGCCCAUCAACUUACUACCAGACGCGGCUGAUCUACCGGACAACCUGGAGAACCCGCCGCCGGAGAGCACCAUGAUCGCGGCGACCCGGCGCGGCUCGCAGUACCGUCUGCUCGACAGCCGGACGCUGGCCGCCGCCGGCCGGCUGACCGCUCCGCCCGGGGUACCGGUGGCCGGCGCCUCGGCAACCGAUCCGCUCCGGCAGCCGCACAACAUGAGCUUUCGCUCGGACCCUGACUCUGGACAGCGCUCCGGAGACUCGGGUAACCGGUCCGGCUCCGAGCAGGGCAGCCUGGAGCGGCGGCCGCUGCCGCUUCUGCCCAGCCGGCGCGUGCAGGGACCGCAGAAGCGCGGGGUGUACACGCUCACACAGCAGUGCGAGGAGCCUCCGCCGCCGCCGCACGCGUCAGAGUAUGUGUAGCGGCGGCAGUGUCAGCCUCACUGUGCAAUAGAGCUGCCGGUCGGCGGUAGGGUGCACCGUCCCCGGUCCGCCGUCGAUACUCCGAUCAGCGUUAGCGCGCUCCGGCGAGAUAAAAACUCGUCACCCGCGCACAAAAAACAGUGGCGUGUAAGCCUCUUAGCGAGCUUACCGGCGGAAACCGUUGUUUUUGGUCGGCAGGCGCUGUGAUGUUAUCAUCUAGUCACGAGCUCUCUCAUCCCCGGAGACAAAAACGAGAGCAGAAAAACGCGUUCGGGAUGCGCUGAGCAGAGGCCGGUGCGCUCGGUUCAGUGUUUACUCCGCAGUCGAAGCUCGAUAUUUCUUCAUAACUGUCUGCCGGUCGCGAGGGCGGGGAGGCAGCGGCGGUGGGGUCCCGCCCUCUGCGCUGUCGUCCCGUGCGGUCUCUGACGACUCAACCGGCGCCGACCAGCCGUCAUCAGUGCCGUCAUCGUCUGGAUCGUCAUCGCCAGCAUCGUCAUCGCCUGGGCCGUCAUCACCAAUAUCUUCAUCAGCUCCAGCCGACUAGAUCCUGCCCCGCUGGAACCUGGCUGAAGGUGACCGGCGUCGGAGGACGGCCGCGGCGCAGACAGCGAGCGACCGACCGAAGGAUCGACGGAUCGACGAAGUUCAGGCGGCUGCCGACGCACCAACUGAUCAACGCACCGAUGGACGGCAGAAAGCUGCAGCUGCAGAGCCCCGAACGCCCUUACGUGGCAUCAGCGAAGGCACUUGGCUCCAUUUGAGGUCAUCGUUCCGCCCAGCCGCAGACCAUUCCAGAGGGCGUCCCUCCGACGCGCUCGGCUUUAUCCGGCAGUCGGCGCCCAUCGCCACUGGCAUAUCAAACUAUUUCGCACUCAGGAGACCGUCUCCAUGCGUUUGUGAUAUCCUUGAUUGUUGUAACCUGCCUGUGCGUGUGUGUAUGCGUGUGUGUGUACAUAUGUGAGGAGUCCUGAGAUCGUAUUAUCUUAUCUAUACCAAAUCGCAUUCAAGAAUAAAAACCUGCUGAACAA